AUCCACGACCUUACUACCUCACCUCAACGUGCCAUCAUGUCUUCCCGUCGCGGCGUCGGCCUCGGCGCCUUUACGAACCGUAACCAGGCCAGUCAGUCAUACGCAACACAUGGCGCUAACCUGCGCUCGACCCACCUUGCCUCUCUACAGACCCAGCUCUCUGUCUUUCAGUCACUCCUUCACAGCUUCGCCUUGGAACACAGCUCAACCAUAAAGUCGAACCCGACCUUCCGUGCCGAGUUUGCACGCAUGUGCAAUACCAUCGGUGUUGAUCCGCUGGCAGCCAGUAACAUCAAGGGGAAAACGGGACGGAAAGGCGAGGGGGGCAGUUUCUGGACCCAGAUAUUAGGCGGAGACGUGAAUGAUUUCUACUUUGAGGUUGCUGUCCGAGUGGUCGAAUUAUGCAGAGAAACAAGAAGCGAAAAUGGCGGCCUGAUAGGUGUAGAGGAAUGUCGGAAACAGGUAGGGAAGGGAAAGGCGAUUGGGAGUGGGUUGGAGGUUACAGAUGACGAUAUCCUCCGUGCCGUGAAAUCCCUUGAACCACUCGGAUCAGGUUUCUCCAUCGUCCGCGUAGGCAACAAACAAUACGUCCGAUCCAUCCCCAAGGAACUUAACAAUGACCAGUCGACCGUUCUCGAGGCUAUCCAAGUUCUGGGCUACGUGAGCGUUUCUAUGUUAUGUGUGAACCUCAACUGGGAGAAAGCCCGGGCUCAGACAGUCAUUGACGACCUCCUGGCUGACGGUCUGGUCUGGCUCGACGCCCAGUCCGAGGAGAAUGAGUAUUGGUCGCCACAGAAUUUGUUGGAUGACAGUGGAUGAGGUAUUAUCUACAAAGCAUAAAUCCAAUCGUGCGGCAGAUUCCAUAUCAUGGCAUUUUCUUCAUCUGCAGUAUUCUUGACGUUGCCCUCUAGUGUGAUGCUGCGGAGAUUUGAACCACAUUCCACUCAGCCUUUCGAGGAAUACGUGAUGCAGCGACCAAGGCAACAUCUCAUGCCCCCUCCUGCGAAAACGGUGAAUGUUACGGAGGAAUACCUGGCGGGCAGUCGUCCCUUUUUACAUAAACCAACAUGAAACGAGAAGGCAUCGAGAAGAUUGCCCUCCUUUGGUCCUGCCCUAUAUACCAGUUAGUAUUCUUAUUCCGAGACCUCACAGACAGUGGUAUGUGGCCGGUUUUCAUCGUCAUUCCCCAUUAAGUGGAUUUCUGAUUAUCAUCCAUCUUUGGAAUACGAGAUGCCUUUCCCGACGACGCCUACCAGAAAACAACCCGGUAGCGUAUAGAGUUGGACAAGACAAUACUAUGUUUCUUUUUAAUGUAUUUAUAAACAUUAUGUAUUGUUUAUAGAAUACUUUAUAUAGUAGCUAAAAGCAGCUUGCUAUGGCCUUAUAUUUGUUGGAUCAUACCGUUUUGGAGGAUGGAGGACUCGUGGAUGAAGCAGUCAUGAAAACAUAUAUGUUAAAUGUGCUGAGAGUGUGCUGACUUGGGUGCUUAUUU
Messenger RNA from Monascus purpureus, 1492 nucleotides. Lineage: Eukaryota; Fungi; Ascomycota; Eurotiomycetes; Eurotiales; Aspergillaceae. The record is from the annotation of a GenBank genome assembly.